CAAAACAAACUUUGACAACUAUGUACAUAGUGAGGUGGUAGCAUUGAAUUAGUCGAUUGAUUUUAAUAUUGUUUCUGGCGUCAAUUUACUUGCAAAUCUAAUAAAAAAAUUCGCUUUGCAAAAUUAUCUUUAAUGGAAGUGGUAUUUUUAUAUCUGACUACAAAUGGUAACACUGUUAUUAUUAUAGCAAAACUGACAGAAUCCAUUCAAUUAAACACACGGUACACAACAUCACAAUAUAAAUAAACAUUUUAUAAAAUGGAAACCAAAACAAAGAAAGCGAAAUUUUCACACAAAAUAACACCACAAACUUUAAAACAAUAUGAAAAGAUGAAUGUAUAUUUCACAAUACCGCGUUUGGUAGCCUACUACGAAUAUAAUCAUGGAAACAUCACUCCAGCCAAGCGAAUUAUGUACUAUAGAAAUCCAACUGCCCGUCAAUAUCCAAUUGAUUUAAAUGCCGAUUUUGAAACUUACGUAUUUCGUGAAUCUUGUCUUCGUUCAAAAUAUAUAGAAUUGUCACUUAAAUAUGAGAUGAAAUGUAACGGCGAAUGUCGGGAUGUUGAGAAAACAAAAGUCAUAACAAGACGUGGUACUUUAGUACAUAUAAUGGAAGCUUGUUAUUAUAAACAACAUGAUAUGUUAUCUAUAAGAGUAUCGCGUUAUAAUGGAAAUAUUUAUAUGGUGAGAAAUGAAUCACUGAGUGAAUUGAAACACUCAACUAAUACACAUCAUGGCCAAUUAGAGAAAUUGUUAUUUUCCGAUUCACCCGAUAAACCAGCAGAAACUAAUAAACCCUGUGAUGAAAACAAUUUUCUACUUGGAGUACAUAGAAGUAAUUUUGGUAAAUAUGAUAUUAUUUACUCGGGCGAAAUACAAGGAAUUAUUUCACAAGAAAAAAUCAAAGAUUUUGAUGACUUGGAAGCUCUCAAUAAUUGCCGUUUUGUUUUUACAAAACAAAUGUGGAAAUAUAUUAAAUAUGAAGAAAAGAAAUAUUUAAAUUAUUGGCUACAAUCGUAUUUAGCCAAUGUCAAAGAUAUUUAUAUUGGCUAUAAAAACAAAAAUGGAAUUAUAGAAGAACCUAUAAAAAAUAUAACAACAAGAAAUCUGCCCAAGAACUGUUUUUGGAAACCAUCCGUUUGUUUGGGAUUUUUAUAUGAUUUUUUACAAAAUGUAGAAAAACACAUGUCUACUGUCAAUUGUUUAAAUACUGUCUAUAUGUUUCACUACAAUUCGAAUGAGAAAAUCUUUAGUUAUGAAAUUUUUAAGGGUAAAACUGAUAAAACAUUUAUAACUGAAGAGUAUAUGGAAUAUUAUAAAAAUUAAUCAAUUAUAUAAAGCCCUAUUAUUUUGCAUUUUAUGAAAAGUCGACUUU
Molecule: messenger RNA, 1375 nt
Organism: Lucilia cuprina (Australian sheep blowfly)
Lineage: Eukaryota; Metazoa; Arthropoda; Insecta; Diptera; Calliphoridae
Product: decapping nuclease DXO homolog
Exons: 5
Coding region: 259-1326 (355 amino acids)
Biological process (GO): NAD-cap decapping; nuclear-transcribed mRNA catabolic process
Cellular component (GO): nucleus; cytosol
Molecular function (GO): mRNA 5'-diphosphatase activity
Source: RefSeq, a predicted model, not a curated record